Molecule: messenger RNA, 330 nt
Organism: Trichoderma asperellum CBS 433.97
Lineage: Eukaryota; Fungi; Ascomycota; Sordariomycetes; Hypocreales; Hypocreaceae
Source: RefSeq, a predicted model, not a curated record
GUGAGGACUUCAUCAAUCCCAGAGAGUUUCUCAACCGCGGAAGAUGAUCGUGAAGGAGACUCAGGUGUCAUGGACCGAGAUGUUCUUCGAGGCUUGCAUAUUGCGGCCUCGGCGGCUUGUGAUGAAGAAGUAGACACGUUUGUACGCAACAAAACUGGCUUACGGCUUCGGCGAUUUCUUGCAGACCUGAUGGUUCUUGAGACUUUACGUGAUGUUCGACCCGAAGAAGGCGAGGGUCAAGGUGCGAGACGGAGAAGAUCAACUCUGAGAAAGCUGAAGCAGCAGGUUCGUCGAUCUCGAGAGAUUCGAGAGCUUGGAAUGGCAGCUUGA